AUGCUUAUCACUUCUCAAAUCUUUCGUGCCCUCUCUCGUCUAUCUAAACCCAAUGCGGUUCACUUUAAGCGUCGAUUUACCGCGACAAACGACAUCAAUGAACAAGAAAAACUUCAAAGGAGUGAACUUUAUGAGAAGCAUAUGCGAUUUUAUCGGAGUAAUUAUAUAGAUAAGAUUAAUUACGAAUUAUUAGAAGAUUUUCCAGAAUGGCUCGACGGAAUAGGCCUGAAAAUUUUGACACCUUAUUUCGAAGGCAUGAGGUGGGAAGAAAUCAUCAAGCUAAGCAUGAUGGAUCUGUAUUUGUUGGGAAUCCGAAAUUCAAAAGUCAGAACCUUGUUGGUCAAACAUUUUUGGAAGGUUAAGAAUAUGAUGGCUAAAGAUAAGGGAGGUAAUCUUGGUCCUUCCGAAAUACGUAAACGUAUAAAUGAUUUCACUCGGGCUGGGCAUGAUCUUGCGGUCGACCCUUAUUUGCUAAGCGUCGACUAUGCGUACGCAAGUUUUGAACCAUUCUUUCACGGAAAAAAAUGGCAGGACAUUGUGGAGAUGAAUGCAUGGGAUCUGAAAGCGAUAGGCAUAAGAAAUGAUGGAUUAAGGCGUAAAAUGGUUUGGAAUUUAAGAGAGUUCAAGAAAGCAAUGGUUCAUGCCGAUAACGAUUUCGCUUUGAUCAAUGAGGAAUUAUGA
This is a messenger RNA of Acaulospora morrowiae, 681 nucleotides long. The record is from the annotation of a GenBank genome assembly. Lineage: Eukaryota; Fungi; Glomeromycota; Glomeromycetes; Diversisporales; Acaulosporaceae.